This is a messenger RNA of Boeremia exigua, 2198 nucleotides long. RefSeq lists its product as uncharacterized. The transcript is spliced from 3 exons. NCBI's taxonomy places the organism in Eukaryota, Fungi, Ascomycota, Dothideomycetes, Pleosporales, Didymellaceae. The record is from RefSeq and is a predicted model, not a curated record. The coding region runs from base 109 to 1791 and encodes 560 amino acids.
AGCGUGCGAUCAGCUUCUUGAACGGCACACAAUUCAUCCUUCAGAACAAGAGUCUACACCGACAAAUUCACUUUCACCUUCAUCGUUCUUUGUUCCCCCCACUCCAACAUGCACAAAACGACACCCGAGUCGUACGACCUUGUGGUCGUGGGUUCUGGGUGGUUUGGGCUAGGGUCCGCUCGGGCUUACAUUCAGUCACAUCCCGAUCAGAGAAUAGCUGUCUUGGAGUCAAAUGAUACUGUUGGAGGCACAUGGUCUGAAGCACGACUGUAUCCCGGCUUGAAGUCGAACAACAUGCUCGGAAGUUACGAGUUUCCCGACUUUCCCAUGUCAGAAAACAAGUAUGGAGUCAAACCUCUUGGCCAUAUUCCUGGAGCAGUACUAAAUCGAUACCUGACCGACUUCGCAAAGCACUAUCGUAUCUGGGAACGGGUGCAGUUCAAUUCCACUGUCAGUCUUGUCGAGUCCACAGAAUUCGGAUGGACACUCACAGUGACAACACCGGAAGGGGAAAGAAAAGUCGACACAAAAAAACUUAUUCUUGCAACAGGAUUAACGUCAACGCCAAACAUGCCGGUUUACAAUGGAUCCGAGAAGUUUGAUAGGCCGCUAUUCCAUGCAAAGGACUUUUGCCGACGCGCAGAAGAGUUGAAAGGUGUCCGAAAUGUCGUGGUGGUCGGAGGUGCGAAAUCUGCCUACGAUGUGGCUUAUGCUAUGGUUGACAGCGGCGCGACGGUCGACCUCAUCAUCAGACCAGACAGCAAUGGUCCCGUCUGGAUUGCGCCACGUCAUGUUACUCCGCUCAAGCAGCGUAUAGACACAAUACUUAAUGUCAGAGCGCUAUCGUGGUUUAGUCCAUGUCCCUGGGGCGACGAGGAUGGCUAUGGGUUUGUGCGUCGGUUCUUGGAGCGGACUGUCGUUGGCCGAGCGCUUGUCAAAGGAUUCUGGAGCCUCAUGGGCAACGAUGUUCUUGACCAGAACAAAUAUGACAAUCACCCCGAGCUCCAAAAACUGAAGCCCUGGCACUCUGUUUUCUGGAUCGGGAGUGGUCUUAGCAUUCUGAAUUACAGCACCAGCUUCUUCGAUAUGAUUCGUGACGGCAAGGUCAGGGUUCACAUUGAGAACAUUGAGGAACUUGCUCCCGGGCAGGUCAUACUGCAAAAUGGUACUACGAUCACGGCGGACGCGAUGAUAUGCUCGACGGGAUGGAAAAAGGAGUCAACCAUUCGUUUCUCUGGAUUAGAUGAAGCAGGUCUGGGCUUACCUAUAGAUGCCAAGGAGCAGGCAAACCUCAGUCUUGAGUAUGAUUCCAAGGUCUUGAAUCAAUUCCCUAUCUUGGAAAAUCAGCCUGUCCUACGGUCCAAACCCAAGAAAGCAGCUGAGCCACUCCGUUACUAUCGAUUUAUGAUACCUUCGGCUAUGGUAGAGAAGCGCAACUUUGCUUUUGCAGGCAUGAUCUCUUCGGUCAGCACAGCCAUCUGCGCCAGUACCCAAGGCCUUUGGAUCACAGCUUUCUUCGACGGGAGACUGGACCGGGAGCCCACGUCACAAGAAGCUAUCACAAGAGAGAUCAUGAUGCACACUCAAUGGGGCAAAUGGCGGUACCCUUGUGGAUAUGGAGCAAGUCUUCCGGACUUCGUAUUCGAGGGCAUCCCGUAUGUCGACAUGUUGCUGAAGGAUGUCGGCAUCAAUAACAAGCGAAAACCGACCUUCAUCCAAGAGCUCAUUUCUCCUUAUACGCCAAAGGACUACGACGGUGUGCUGGAUGAGUACAAGCAGAAAAAUGAGUAAGAGAUAAUGUAGCGGAAGGUCUGGGUACGAACACCUUAGCUGGUACGAUGGAGGAGGCUUUGUCUCAUCGCAAGAGAUUUCAGAGAAUACAUUCAGUUCAUAUACGUUGCAGCAGAUCACAUGGAGCUGAAGUGGAGCGCUCCAAACACGCAGAGAGCGUCAUAAGCAUUCCUGUGAUGCUCAAAGGAGCGACUCAGGUCACUGAACACGUGACUCAUGACUGAGCCGCUCUAGGAGCCGGAGAUACUAUACUUCGUUCGCUCCUUGUAUAUUCGUCCCAUUUGAUCUCAUCAGAGAUCGGUGGUCCAAUACAUCGAUCAUCUGAAUCUACACUAGGCUUCUCAAUUCCUUCACAACACAAUGUUUCACUGUCUCAUGAAAGAUAGUCCCGAAAUUCAGAAUAGUGU